Molecule: messenger RNA, 1401 nt
Organism: Stegastes partitus (bicolor damselfish)
Lineage: Eukaryota; Metazoa; Chordata; Actinopteri; Pomacentridae
Product: four and a half LIM domains protein 3-like
Exons: 6
Coding region: 155-994 (279 amino acids)
Biological process (GO): actin cytoskeleton organization
Cellular component (GO): Z disc; stress fiber; nucleus
Molecular function (GO): transcription coregulator activity; actin binding
Source: RefSeq, a predicted model, not a curated record
ACCCGUCAGUUCUCAGCUCGCAGGGAGGAUUUUAAUCAUCUGUCACUUCACACGAGCAGCCAGGCAGCAGCGCACAGAUCCAGCAGAGUCUCCGGUGAGCGUCUCCAGAGGCGGCCGACGCGCUAAGAGCGGAUCUCGGCCAAACGGCGACAUCAUGAGCGACCGCUUCGACUGCAAGAACUGCAACGAGUCCUUGUACGGACGCAAAUACAUCCAGGUGGAGGCCGAGCCGCACUGCAUCCCCUGCUACGACCGGCUGCACGCCAAGACCUGCCAGGAGUGUAAAGAGAUCAUCGGACACAAUGCAAAGGAGCUCUUCUACGAGGACAGACAUUACCACGAGAACUGCUUCCGCUGUUUCCGCUGCGACCGCUCUCUGGCCGACGAGCCCUUCACCAGUCAGGACGGCGGUCUGACCUGCAGCGACUGCUACUGCAACGAGUUCUCCUCCAAGUGCGUGGCCUGCGACAAGACCGUGAUGCCAGGAUCGAGGAUGUUGGAGUACGACGGAGCCACGUGGCACGAGGACUGCUUCACGUGUCACGGCUGCGAGAAGCCGAUCGGCGCCGAGGCCUUCAUCCCCGACAAAAACAACUACUACUGUGUGCCGUGUUACGAGGGACGCGUCGCUCCUCAGUGCAGCCACUGCAAAAAGGCUCUGACUAAGGGCGGCGUCACCUACAGGGACGAGGUCUGGCACAAGGAGUGUUUCCUCUGCAGCGGCUGCAAAGCUCCGCUGGCUGGUCAGUCCUUCACCUCGCAGGGAGAAAGUCCGUUCUGCGUCAAGUGCUUCAGCAGCCUCUACGCUAAGAAAUGCUCCGGCUGCAACACUGCCAUCACAGGUUUUGGAGAUGGGAAGUACAUUUCCUUCGAGGAGCGUCAGUGGCACCAGCCCUGCUUCAAGUGUUCGCGCUGCUCUGUGUCGCUGGUCGGAUCCGGGUUCUUCCCCGACCGGGACCACAUUCUGUGCACAGACUGCAACAAUGACGACUGAGCGACCACGAGGUCCAGCAGCAGAAAGACUCCAAACCUCGGCUUUGCACACAAACACUGCAGCGCCACUGAUUCACUCACCGCGUAAAGCUGAUUCCAGGCUCAGUAUUUACAACUCGACGCGCUCCUCGGUCUCGAAACUCUGCAGAAACGUCUUUGUUUUUUAUGUUUUGCACAUUAAAGAAUGAAUAAGUAUGAUACAUGUAAACAUUUAAGUUAAACUGGUCUGUAAAAUGAGACAGAACACAAACCUGAAUGUUAGGACAACAUGAGUUUGAGGCUGUUUGGUCUGAACUUCUCUCACUAUUUACUGUAUGUUAGCAUCUUUGUUGAAAAUAAACUGUGGCUUCUUUUGUUUUCCUUUUAGCUUAGAUUCAUUUUUACUGCAAUAAAAUGUCAUUAAACAAA